Racocetra persica is the source of this 776-nucleotide messenger RNA. The record is from the annotation of a GenBank genome assembly. NCBI's taxonomy places the organism in Eukaryota, Fungi, Glomeromycota, Glomeromycetes, Diversisporales, Gigasporaceae.
AACUAAGUUCGGACCAAAUAAAAAAUGGUUUUCGUUUCCUAAGCAAGCUGCUUUAUCAGCACUUUCAUCAAAAAAAUUCCAAAAAGUAUUACACCUUUUACAGGACCUAAUAAAGACAACUUUCUACCACAACCCUUAUUUAGAAAAAGGAAUAUUGACCGGUAUUUUGCGAACCAAGGCGGAUAUUUAUACUAAUCUGGAUAAUCUGGCUGAACACAAUCUUUUAAAUCCCGAAUUGAGCGAAUAUUAUGAUAGUGGCGGUACUGGCUUAAUUGAUCCAAUAUUAUGUUCGGAUAACUUACAAAAAGACUUACAAACUCUUUUAGAAAAUCAAAGUCUAACUAAACGUUUGGAUAAGCAAGUGGAUUUAGAUAAAAUCCGGCCAGAUGAAACUGCUUUCUACAGCCUUUUAGUUUUUGCGGAAAAAACCAAAGCCGAUGAGAGUACCCUUUUUUCUUUAGCCCUCUCACUCGAAGAGAAAAAGCUUCCCAAGUUCUCUCAACAAUUAAAAGAAUUUUGGGCUAAAACCACAAAGUUUUUUGGCACUGCCUCCCCUGAACAAGCUGAACUAUUUGCUAAGGGCUUUUUGUUAAGUUUGAGAAUUAAUUUGGCCCACAUUUAUAACAUUAGUUCCGAAGAAGAUAAAAAUAUUUGGCAACUGACCCCGCGUAAGGGUAACCUCAAUCAAGUCUUUAUUUUUGGUUACCAGAUUGGAGAAGAAGGUGAAGAUUUACCGUUAGUAGCGAAAAAUGUCCUCCAACGGAUCAAGGCCAGAG